UCCGGUGGCAUCAGCCACGGAUCUCAUCCUCCUCGCCAGCAUCACCACCACCACCAGCAACAUCACCACCAUCAUCAACAACAACAACAUCAGCUUCUUUCAGUCUUCCUGCAAGCUUCCACUCGGCUACUACCACCAACAACCUUUGCUGGUGUUGCUUCUACUACCGGUCGGAUAACCCACCACCCCCUCCAUCAUCACCCGUGUGGAGGCAGACGGACAGGGGUUGGUGGCAGAGAGAGGGGACCCCCCCCCACCCCCAACGCGCAUGCUGCAGAGAGGGAGAGACGAGGAGUAGAGACCGACGCGUCGGGACCGCAGCAGCAUCAGCAGCAUGGGUGCCCUGCUCCCUGCAGGGAUCUUCCUUCUCCUGCUACUCGCUCAGUUGUGCCGGGUGUGCCGUGCCUCCGGCUACUUCGAGCUGCAGGUGACCUCCGUGCAAAACGCGCAAGGCGAGACGGCGCGCGGCACGUGCUGCGACGGCGAGAGGUCCCCCGAUGGCCGCUGUGACCGGGACGAGUGUGACACUUACGCCCGCGUGUGCCUCAAGGAGUAUAAGACGCGCGCCUCGGGGGACGGGCCCUGCACCUUCGGCUCGGGCUCCAGCCGCGUCCUCGGUGGAAACUCUUUCCGCCUGACCCCGCAGCAAUAUGGGACCACUGGCCGCAUUACCGUGCCCUUCCACUUCGCAUGGCCGAGAUCGUACACGCUAAUUUUGGAGGCGUGGGAUCAGGACAACACCACUGCUGGAGGUUCGGGCGACCUGGUGGAGCGGGCUUUCAACCUCGGCAUGAUCAACCCCGGUGACACGUGGCAAUUGCUGCAACACCACGGCAUGGUGGCCAGCCUGGAGUACCGGGUGCGUGUGCGCUGCGACGAGCACUACUACGGGACCAGCUGCAACCGCCUGUGCCGCCCGCGGAACGACUUCUUUGGGCACAACACGUGCGACGGGCAUGGAAACAAGGCCUGCAUGGAGGGCUGGAUGGGCCCCGAUUGCAACCAAGCAAUUUGUAAGCAAGGCUGCGACUUGAUUCAUGGAUUUUGCAAUGUUCCUGGAGAAUGCAAGUGCCAGUACGGCUGGCAGGGCGCGUACUGUGACCAGUGCUCGCCGUACCCCGGGUGUGUACGCGGCACAUGCCGCGAGCCCUGGCAGUGCAGCUGUGAGACCAACUGGGGCGGCCUCCUCUGCGAUAAAGAUCUAAAUUACUGCGGCACGCACACUCCGUGUCGGAAUGGCGGGACGUGCGCCAACACGGAGCCGGAUGAGUACACCUGCGUCUGCCCCGAGGGGUAUUCCGGCACGACCUGCGAAAUCGCCGAGCAUGCCUGCCUGUCUGACCCCUGCGCCAACGGCGGCAGCUGCCACGAGACGCCCUCGGGGUUCGAGUGCGUCUGCGCUCCGGGCUGGACGGGACUGACCUGUUCAUAUGACAUCGAUGACUGUGCCUCGGAUCCUUGCGGGAAUGGAGGAACGUGCCGUGAUCGGCUCAACGAUUUUGAGUGCCGGUGCCCGCCACAGUGGAUGGGCCGCACUUGUCAGCUCGAUGCGAACGAGUGCGAGGGGCAGCCGUGUGUGAACGCCAAGUCCUGCCGAAACCUGGUGGGCAGCUACUACUGCGACUGCCUGCCGGGUUGGAGCGGUGCCAACUGCGACAUCGACAUUAACGACUGCCAUGGUCAGUGCCAGAAUGGUGGGACUUGCACGGACCUGGUGAAUGGCUAUCGCUGCACAUGCCUGCCAGGGUAUACGGGCCGCAGCUGUCAGCAAGAGGUGGAUGAGUGUGCGAGCUCGCCCUGUCUGAACAACGGGCAGUGCCAGGACCAGCUCAACUCGUUCCGCUGCCUCUGCCCAGCCGGCUUCUCUGGCCACCUGUGUCAGUUGGACGUGGACUACUGCGAGCCCAACCCGUGCCAGAACGGAGCACCCUGCUUCAACCUCAACACGGACUACUUCUGCAGCUGCACCGAAGACUACGAGGGGAAGAACUGCUCCCGUCUCCGUGACCACUGCCGCACCAGCACCUGCCAAGUGAUUGACAGCUGCACGGUGGCGGUGGCUUCCAACUCGACGCAGAGUGGCAUGCGCUACAUCUCAUCGGGGGUGUGCGGUCCUCACGGCCGCUGCGUGAGUCAGGGCGGUGGCAAGUUCACGUGCUCUUGCGACGAGGGCUUCACCGGCACCUACUGCCACGAGAACAUUAAUGACUGCACUGUCAAUCCUUGCAAAAACGGGGGGACUUGCAUCGAUGGUGUCAAGUCCUACCAGUGCAUUUGCCACGAGGGCUGGGAAGGAGACGUCUGUGAAAUCGACACCAAUGACUGUUCUCCAAACCUCUGCCAGAACAGAGGACGCUGUCGAGACCUGGUUAAUGACUUCUACUGCGAGUGUCGCAAUGGGUGGAAGGGCAAGACCUGUCACUCAAGGGAGAGGCAGUGCGACGAAGCGACUUGCAACAACGGCGCGACAUGCUACGACCGCGGUGACUCGUUUGCCUGCCUCUGCCCAAUGGGCUGGGAGGGUGCCACGUGCAGCAUCGUGCGGAACAGCAGCUGCGCUUCGAACCCGUGCAUGAACACCGCCACGUGCGUUGGCAGCGGGGACUCGUUCACCUGCGUCUGCAAAGAGGGCUGGGAGGGACCCACCUGUUCUGAAAACGCCAACGACUGCAACCCACAUCCUUGCUACAAUGGUGGCACUUGCGUGGAUGGUGAGAACUGGUACCGUUGUGACUGUGCCCCCGGAUUUGCUGGACCCGACUGCAGAAUAAAUGUGAACGAGUGCCAGUCCAACCCCUGUGCCUUCGGGGCGACGUGCGUGGAUGAGAUAAACGGAUUCCGCUGCCUCUGCCCCCAUGGACGGAGCGGCUUUCGCUGCCAAGAUGUUUAUGCCAAGCCGUGUCCGUGGAACGGGAAGCUGUAUGCCAGUGGUGCCAAGUGGGACGACGAGUGCAACCUGUGCCAAUGCCUCAACGGCAGGACCAACUGUACCAAGCUUUGGUGCGGCGGAACUCUGUGCCUGACCAGUGGGAAAGUGGUUCCCGGCCCCGACGCUCACCGCUGCCCCACUGGCCAGAAGUGCAUGGCAACGCCUGCCUCCUCAUGCCUGGCAGCACCGUGCGACUUCUGGGGCGAGUGCUGGCCCCGGCCCGAACCCACGAGAGUGAAGUGCCGGCCCAACCAUCCUGGCCACGCCGACACGGAGCCCUGUACCCGCCUCGCACUUACCCUCGACCUCUUUCAUCUCCAGCCGGGAACAUUGGUGGAGCACGUUUGCUCAGAAAUUCGUCGUCUCCCCUUCUUGCGGGAUCUGGCGCGAGAGCGACCGCUCUACAUUCUGUGCGACGCAUCCGAUGACUCGGAUGGCAAGGUGGCGGUGGCCGUGUCCACGGAAGAGCAGGUGGGCGGGCUGCGCGAGGGUGCGUUUGUUCGCGACGUGGUGGCACGGCUGCUGAACGCCUUGCGCCACGGCAACGGCACGGUGUUGGCGGCCAUCACGGAGGUGCGCGUGGAGACGAAGAGGUCAAGUCAAACUGCAGGCUCAGAUUAUCUGGUGCCAAUCCUGGUGUCCCUGCUGCUGGUCGCCUGCCUGGUGUGCGUGGCCACAUUUUGCUGCUGUUGGCUGCGGUAUUACCGGCGGCGGCAAGACAAACGUGCUGGCAUCCCCGAGUGCGAGGCUGGCACCGCGGCCAAUAACCAGGCAGAGAAGCUCAACCAGAUUAUCAACGACUUCGGCAGACCUGGCGGAGGAGGUGAUGGAGGUGGUGGAGAUGGCGGCGAUGCGGAAGAUGAAAGUUUUUAUAAGCUUCCUAAAGACCUCGAAAGGGUGGACAUGGAGGCGCAGGAGAUGGCGAAGUUGGGACGACAGCUCCAACCGCCGCCGCCACCACCACCACCGCUGGCGCAACAGGGGAAGUUCUCCAAGGCAAGAUACGCCCCCGUAGAGAGGGAGGAGCCCCUGAGCACCCCCGUGAAGCAGCCGAACCGGACAAAAAGGGACAACAGAGACUUUGAGAGCGCCAAGAGCCCCAUGACGGCCAUCGAUGUUGUAUAGUGAACAAUUGCCUUGAUUUGAACAAGAGCAUUUUCAUUAUUUGUCGGACUUAAUUGCAGCUCUAAUUAAAGAUGUAUUGAAGAUGUUGGACUGAUUCUCAUAGUGAUGAGGAUUGGGAUUGCAUUUAUUAUUUUGUGAGAUGCUGCGGACUAGGGCUUGGGGAGUUAAUUUUGUACAUUUUUAGGAGUGACAAAAUGCCUUUUUUUUACAUGUCAAAACUGAAAAAGAUCAAAUUGCAGAAUUUUUGCAGCAAUUUUGAAAUAUGCAGUUUAAAUUUUGUUUUAAAUCUUCCCAGUUUUCUGGUUUUUAAGCAAAAUAAAAAGGUUAUCCGCCUAAACUCCUUGCCUUAAUUAUGCAACGUUGCAUAAUCAACACUGAGUUCAUGAUUUGAGCUGAAGAUGUGAAUAUUGGCUUAAAUGAAGUAAAUGUUACAAAUGAAAAGUGACUUGGAAUAUUUUCACAACAACAUUUGAGAAAUGGUGCGGAACUUAAGUCUGCUUGUUUUUGUAAAUGUAUGUGUAUAUUUGAUUAUUUUUUUUAACUUAAAAAUAUGUACGUUCUGGACAAACUUCAUUCCUGUUUUGUAUUAUUUAUGCUUCUUUGAUUUUAAACUGAAGUUUUGUCGUUUUUUUUUUGCGACCGUAUACAAAUGGCGGCCUGAAUGCCACGCUGUGUGCGUUUUUUUUUCCCCCGAUGCAAUCAUUUCACUGUUUGGUGCAGCACCGACCAAAAAGUCUUCACACUGUAGUUUUUACUGACGAUCGCUCUAGGCUGAAGUGGGGGGCGCGGGGGGGGGGGGGUUCUCCGUGAGCACUGAGGGAGGGGGGGGGGGCACAGGGCACAGACGUUUUGGUUUUCUUGCCGUUAAGUUGCCUUCAUGAAACCAACGAUUUAAAAAAAAUGCCUUCCAAUGUUCACCCGUUUAGACUUUGACGUGUGAAAGUGCACAUUCAAGGGCACGUCUUCUUUGUACACUCACGUCUUGUUUAGUUGGUUUGCGGUAGGGAAGGGUGGCUUUGUGUACGAUAAUAAUUUGGAGCACGAACGGUGUUGGUGGUUAUUGCCUUCAGCAGAAAAGCAAAAAAAGUUUAUUUGUUCACGUGAUAAGAGGUGCUUCAUAUGGAUUGUUUAGAGCACUAAUAUUUUGUAAUAAAAUUAAAGUUGUAUAUCAAGAAGACCAUGUUUCGCUAUCGGAUACUGUUGAUGAAAAGUUGUUAUUCAGUUUGAGAUGCAUCGUUCGUUGGAAUCAAAUACUUUAUUGUUCAUUGUGCUGCCAUUCAGACCAAAUAGCACCGGUUGACUUGUUAAAUUUUAUGUAAACAUGACGUCUUGAACGGCUUAUUUAAGCCGGCUUGCCCAUUAAAUUUACACGCGUGUCUCGUCA
Lethenteron reissneri (Far Eastern brook lamprey) is the source of this 5438-nucleotide messenger RNA. It is a transcript of the gene JAG1, whose product is annotated as jagged canonical Notch ligand 1. Gene Ontology annotation, biological process: multicellular organism development; cell communication; Notch signaling pathway. Gene Ontology annotation, cellular component: membrane. Gene Ontology annotation, molecular function: calcium ion binding; Notch binding. The record is from RefSeq and is a predicted model, not a curated record. Lineage: Eukaryota; Metazoa; Chordata; Hyperoartia; Petromyzontiformes; Petromyzontidae.